Messenger RNA from Adineta steineri, 1069 nucleotides. The record is from the annotation of a GenBank genome assembly. NCBI's taxonomy places the organism in Eukaryota, Metazoa, Rotifera, Eurotatoria, Adinetida, Adinetidae.
UACUAUUGUUUUCUUUAUAAUUGUUUUUCUUACUGCAUCUGAAGAUAUUUGUGUCGAUGGUUUAGCUAUUACUUUAUUUGCCGUAUCAAAUCCUCAAUGGGCAUCGACAUCUCAAGCUAUAGGACAAACAUUUGGUCGUUUUCUUGGUUCGUCGUUUCUUUUAACAUUUGAAUCAGCCAAUUUUACGAACAGAUUCAUUCGUAAACCACUGUCAUUACCUUAUCAAACAACAGGUUUAUUUUCAUUAGUACAUUUCGUACGAUUUGUAGCGGUGGCAUUUCUAAUUGUUACCGUGUGUCUUAUCAUAUUUGUACGAGAGAAAGAAGAAACAUUGGAUACUAAUGGUACACAAACAAAUAAUCUAUCUCUAAUUCAAACUUAUCUUUCAAUUAUAAAACUUUUUAAAAACUUAUUAGGUAAGCAGCGUCUUUUAAAUUCAUCUUCAACAGUUAUUUUACCUUUUUUUUUGAAAUAUUUUCUUUUUAGUCAAGGAGUAUCACGAGAGAAUUUAGGUCUUGUCAACAUACCAGUAACUCUUGCUACACUUAUUGCACCUCUGAUCAUUCUUCAUACAAAACAACCUCUCGACUGGUUUGCAAGAUCUUAUGUAUUUUAUCUUAUUCAUGCUCUUCCACUUGCUGCUUACGUCUACUUUACUCCUCGCAUGAUCUCAUUUGGCUAUUAUUAUCCGAUACUUAUUAUAUUACUUGCAAUAAGUGAAUUUAUCAAGAUGCUACAAACUACCGCCAAUUUUGGAUUUUUUGCUUCUAUCUGUCAACCAGAUAUUAGUGGCACCUAUAUAACACUGUUAGUUACUCUAAGUAAUUUAGGUUAUGCUCUAAAUUCAUCAGCCGUUCUUUAUGCAGCCAACUUAUUGCCGAAGAAAUAUGAUUAUAUUAUAGCAGUAAGCGCAUGCUUACUUUUGGGUCUUCUAUGGUUUUGCCUUUCUUAUCAAACUUUGAAACGAUUACAAAAGCUACCAGCUUCCGAAUGGCAUAUUAAAAAAGAAACAAAUAUAAGUGUGGCAACGACAUUAGAAGAGCAAGUUCGAAAUGACCAAAAUAUAUGA